Molecule: messenger RNA, 1305 nt
Organism: Prunus armeniaca (apricot)
Lineage: Eukaryota; Viridiplantae; Streptophyta; Magnoliopsida; Rosales; Rosaceae
Source: the annotation of a GenBank genome assembly
AUGGACUCAGACGAAGGUAAGCUGUUCAUAGGAGGGCUGGCCUGGGACACCACAGAGGACAAGCUCACCGACUACUUCAACCAGUACGGUGACGUCACCCAGACCGUCAUCAUGCGCGACAAGACCACUGGCCGGCCCAGGGGCUUCGGCUUCGUUGUCUUCUCUGAUCCCUCUGUGCUCGAUAGGGUCCUCAACGACAAGCACACCAUUGAUGGCCGAGUGGUGGAAGCAAAAAAGGCUUUAUCAAGAGAAGAACAGCAGACAUCCAAUAGAAGUGGAAAUUUUAAUACCACCAGAAGCUCUGGUGGGGGAGGAAAUUUUAAGACCAAGAAAAUAUUUGUUGGAGGAUUGCCUUCCACACUGACAGAAGAUGGAUUUCGUCAAUUCUUUGAAAAUUAUGGCACUGUCACUGAUGUAGUAAUAAUGUAUGACCAGAAUACUCAACGACCCCGUGGUUUUGGUUUCAUAACAUUUGAUACUGAAGAUGCAGUUGAUAGAGUACUACACAAGAACUACCAUGAGUUGAAUGGUAAACUUGUAGAGGUAAAGCGAGCACUUCCUAAAGAUGCAAAUCCUGGUGGUGGGGGCCGUGGUGGGGGUUUUCAAGGUUACAAUGCCUCUGGUGCCAGUACAAAUGCAUUUGAUGGCCGCAUGGAUGGCAAUAGGUACAUGCAGCCACAAACUACAGCAGGUGGUUUCCCUCCAUAUUCUGGUUAUGGUGCACCAGGGUAUGGUUAUGGGGCGGCAAAUACUGGGGUUGGUUAUGGAGGUUAUGGAAGUUAUGGUCUUGGUGGUUAUGGAAGUGCCAAUACUGGUUUUGGUGGUCCUGCAGGAUCAUAUGGAAAUCCGAAUGCCCCUAAUGCUGGUUAUGUUAGUGGGGCACCUGCUGCAUUGAAAAGUACUUGGAGCAACCAAACUCCUUCUGGGUAUGGUGCUUCUGGUUAUGGGGCUGCAGCUCCUUGGAGUGCUCCUGGUGGAAGUGGUGCUCCUUCUGCUCCAAGGGGUCAAUCCCCAAGUGGGGCCUCUGGUUACGGAAAUCAAGGUUAUGGGUAUGGAAAUUAUGGCGGGAGUUACGCUUCUUAUCCUGGUGGAUACGGGAGCUCUGGUGGGCGUGGUGGAAGUACCCCAACUAGCAACUCUGGUGGUAGUGCUAGCGGUGGAGAGCAACAAGGGACCCGUGGUGGCUACAUGGGGAGUGGCUAUGGCGACACCAAUGGAAAUUCAGGGUACUCUAAUGCAUCAUGGAGAUCUGAUCCUUCACAGGCCACUGGUGGCUAUGGUGGUUCUCAGUCCAGGCAGGCCUAA